AUGGUAGAAUCAACAGAGGAAGAACAGGACAAGAAAGCAGAGGAGGAAACGGUUACCGUAGAGCAUACAGUAGAAUCUCCAGUACACGUCACAGCAAACACAGCAGAAGAACCAGUUGAGGCUUCAAUAGAAACAGCAAUCAUUGAAGACGGGCCAGUAAAGACAGUCGAUGAGACAGAAACAGAGGGAAUAACUGAAGCUACAGAAGAACCAGAUGAAGGUGGAGAAACACCUGAGUCACCUAUCAAACCUACAGAGAAAGAAGGAGCAGAUUUAACUGAAACUGCACAAGAACCCGAACCUAAAGAAGAAACUGUAGAAAUACUAGAGCCUAGAGAGGGUUCUGCAAAAGAAGCAGAACAUGCAGAAGAAACUGUUGAAGAGACAGAGCUCACAGGAGAACCAGCACCGGAGAGAGGACUUGUAAAAGAAAUGCCCAAAGAGACGGAACGCACAAGUGAACCAGCACAAGAAGCUGAACUCUUAGAAGAAAUUGCAGAGGAGUCAGUAGAACCCUCAGGAGUACCAGCACAAGCAGUGGAACCUGUAGAAGCAACAGAACUCACAGAAGAACCAGCUCAAGAAGCAGACCUCAUAGAAGAAUUUUCAAAGGAGUCAACAGAACCAACACAAGAAACAGAACUUGUUGAAGAAAUUCCAGAAGACACAGAACCCACCAGAGAACCAGCACAAGAAGCAGGACUUGUAGAAGAAUUUGCAGAAGAACCUACAAGAGGAACUGUACAAGAAACAGAAACAGAAGUAGUAGCUGAUGAUGAUAAAACAGAUCUUGCCAUAACAUCUUUAGAUAAAACACAAGAAGCAGCUGGAGGAAAGCCAUUGGAGGAUCGAGAAGAAGAAACUUCUGAGGCCUCAGAGGAGAUACCUGAGGAAGAAGUUGGUGUUGCCGAACCAGAAGCAGAAGGAUCUGAACUAGACGUUGCAGAGGAAGUCAUCCAAGAGACCUCUGAUGAAGAGAUCACUCCAGUUAUUGUUGUUGUUCCAGAAGAUACAGAGGGUUUGUCGCCCAGGACUGAAGUGGAAGAAACACCUGAAUCAGAGGUAACUGUGGAACUUCCAGGGGACUCUGAGGUUGAAGUACCAACAGAAACCGCCCGGGAGAGUACUACAUGGGCGGCUGAGCAUGAAAGUGAAAUCCCAGAAUCUGAAUCCUUCCCUGAAGUUAAGAUAGAAAUUGUUCCUGAGGCUCCAAGUGAAACAUCUCCAGAAGAGGUAACUCAUGCCCAUCCAGUGACUACCACAGUGGGAGGAGCUACUGAAUCUGAAGAAGUCACCCAAGAAUUUCCUGAUGAGCCAGUCCCUGAGGUUGAGCCUGAAGAAAAGGGCGUCCCAAGUGAGGACAGUGUCCAGGUUGUCCAAGAGGACUUUGAGGGUAUCUCCCCAGAUGUUACAGCAAAAGAUGCAGAGGAAAUCAAGACAGAGGCUCCAGUAGAAGUCACAUCGGAGUCCCUUGAUGAAAUUACCCCAAAAACUGUUGCAGAAGUCACUGCAGAGACUGAGGAGGCCACCCCCGGUGCCACUUUGGAGGUCACGACAAAGUAUGUAGUGGAGUACAAUAACGGCAACUUCCCUGAUGUAACGGAGAGGCCUGAUGACAUAGAUGACAACUUACUUGGAAACAACGGCUUUGGGUUGGAGGAGGAGAACUCAAUUGGUAAUGAGAUAGGCGACACCUUGCUACGCCCCCCGAGGCCCCUGAAGGACCAGUUGGUUGAGCUGAGCGUCAAGCUGAGGGGAGAAACCUACAACGACGCUCUGAGAGACCCGAGCAGCUUCCACUACCAGCAGCUGGCCAAACAAUUCACACGCAGGAUUGAAGAUGCCUUCGAGAGGUUGCCGGGCUUCAAGAACGUCUACGUGGUGGAAUUCAGGCCUCAGAAGGACCUGGAGCGGGGUUUGGUGGUCCUGGUUCACUACGCCAUCACUCUGGAAGUCGACAGCAGCGGCAUCGCCAACGACACGCUGGACUUCAUCUCUCUGCAGAACAACCUGGUGGAGAAGAAUUACCCCGGAGCCGCCGAGCAGCCCACCGUCGUCUACACCAUCACCGACUUCCGUAACUACAUCACCGAGGCUCUGCACAAAGACAACUUCAUGACCAACAGCAGCCUGGAGACAGACUCUCUGCUGCUGGAGAACGUGGAGAACUUGUUACCUGCUGUGAAACCAACGAGCCGACCGGCCGACACCUUCGACAACAUGGAUAACGUCCUCGCUGCAGAGAAGCCGCCCGACGCUCCGAUCCACGAGGAGGACAGCAGCAACGUUUUCAUAAAGAAAGACGACUUCAUGUUCGACCCCUUCGACCCGUGGAAGGGUCCUCAAGGCGGCGUGGUGAGCGAGAACGACGUCUUCAUGUUCGACGAGAGCACAGCUCCUCCACCCGCCGAUGAGUUCCCCGAGAGGACGGUCAACCUGCAAGACAAUAAUGGAAAUAUUGAAGAUGAGGGAUUCCUUCUCAGUAAUGCUUCUCCAGCCGGAGACGAUACCCCCCGAGGGGACCAUGCGGUCGGUCCUGGAGUCUCCUCUGCAGCCACCCUUCCUCCGCCUGUGAAACCUCAAACAGGCUCUGAGGUCACGAUGGACGAAGGGUCUGGCUCUGGUUUCUCUGGAGACGGCCAGGGAGCUGAUCCCUGGUCCUGGCAACCGGCAGCAACCUCUGACAGGACUGGCUUCUACGACAAGGGGGAUGGGAGCCUUGAGGUGCUGCCGCCGCCUGAUCUGGAGGAGGCCGAGGACGAAGAUGAGUAUGAGGAGGCUGUGGCUGUUGAGUCGCCGACCACAGAGAAGGGUGACUCAAUGGCGAUGGAAGUGAAGUUCACCAGUGCUCCCCCUUUGCAGACAACAACAAUUCCUGCUUUCGAGGAAUCAGUACCUGACAGAAGCAUCGUGGAACCUUUCUUGGACCAGGUUUUGGUCACACCACACAUCAGCACAGACCCUCGUUCCUCAACCACCAUUGAAGCACCUGUAUUCUCACCCAAAGGAACCUUGAAUGUGGAACUUUCAGUGCAAACAGUGGAGGCAUUCGGCAUCUACGAUGACUACUCAUUGACCGAAUCACAUACCCUUGCAGCAUCAGUCACAGAUUUCUCUGCACCUCAAGAUAGGACUCGUGAGGCCCCUGUUUUUGCAGGACCAACUGAUUCAGCAGUCAAGCUUCAAGAAACCUCUGAAGAGGUUGAAGUAAAGCUUCCGGGGGCUACAGUUGGGUCUAAAUCUGAAGAAGAUGUACUCGAGAAGGAGGACGUUGAAGUCAUUGUUGGACCUGACCUCACUGAUACUGAUGCUCCCCCAACCGAAGAGUCCCCUACCUUUGUAGAAAUCCAGACAGUCACAGUCAAAGAAUCUCGCUUUGAUGCCGUCACUGAAGAGCCAUCAGAGCUCGAGGUAAAGACGGAAAAAAACAAACUGCCGCUGCCAGAAACCAAAGACCUCAACAAGGUUGAGAUUUUAGAGGACCAACACAUUAUCCAUACUGAUAUAACAACUGCACCUGUGGUUGCCGUCCAAGACCAGGAUCUGAGUGUGGAUGAAGUCAUGGUUGUCACCACAACGGCUGCCGCUCCGGUCCUCAGUUCAUCUGUGAAUUCAGACCGCAGCAGCAUUGCGCUCUCGCCUGAAAAGGACUCACCAUUCACUCGGGUGUCAGAUUCUGCGCCGGAGGAUGAGGAACUGGUUCACCAAGAGCAUCCAAACCACGAAGAUGCUGACCAUAUUCCAGUGAGCAGUCCGACAGAUGUUCCACAUUUGACGCCAUCUGUGGUUGUUGUGAACAAAACAGAAGGUUCUCCAACGGAUGCCAUAGAAAGGGUGCCAGGUGCUGCAGGACAGGAUGUUGGACAGGAAGAUGUUGGUACCACCUUGAAGAAUUCUUCGGAAAGGGAAUUAGGUAAUGAUAUCCAAACAACAACGUCCUUGCUUCAGGAAGUCAACAACACCCCCGCUACCGAGAUCCAACACUUCGAGCACAAUUUUUCUGAUGUGCCAAGUAUCGACGUCAGCUUUGAUGUGUUCCAGUAUGGCAGUGUGGCAACUGAAGGUGACAGCAGUGGCUUCUCCAGUGGGGCUCAGGGGUCGGACAUGGAUGCCAUUGCAUUACCAACCCGACCUGGCAGGGCCCUAACGGUGUUCUUUAGCCUCAGGGUGACCAACAUGGCGUUCUCCAUGGACCUGUUCAACAAGAGCUCCCCUGAAUACAAGGCUCUGGAACAACGGUUCCUAGAACUGCUGGUCCCAUACCUUCAGUCCAACCUGAACAACUUCAAGAACCUGGAGAUCCUCAACUUCAGGAAUGGCAGCAUCGUGGUGAACAGCAGGAUGAGGUUUGGUAAGCCAGUUCCCAGAGGGGUCACCAACGUCGUCUACCUCAUCCUGGAGGACUUCGCCAACACCGCCUACCAGACCAUGAACCUGGCCAUCGACAAGUACUCGCUGGACGUGGAAUCAGGUGACCGGGCAGAUCCCUGUAAGUUCCAGGCCUGUAACGAGUUUUCCAGGUGCAUGGUGAACCGGUGGUCGAGCGAGGCCGAGUGUGUUUGUGACGCCGGAUAUCUGAGCGUGGACGGUCUGCCGUGCCAGAGCGUCUGCGAAGUGCAGCUCGACUUCUGCCUCAACGACGGCAAAUGUGACAUCAUCCCCGGCACGGGCGCCAUCUGCAGGUGUCGGGUUGGAGAGAACUGGUGGUAUCGCGGUGAGCACUGCGAGGAGUAUGUUUCCGAGCCGCUGGUGGUGGGCAUCGCCAUCGCCUCGGUGGCUGGCUUCCUCAUGGUGUCGGCCGGGAUCAUCUUCUUCCUGGCGAGGACGCUGCGAGAGCAGUACGACUCGGAGGACACCGAGGAUCCGCUACGACGGGGUGACAGUGUGCCGACGCUGGAGCGCGCCACCAAGUUCAACCCCAUGUACGAGAGCGACCCGGUCACCGCCCAGUACUACCGUCGCUAUGACGACAACGUGCCCCAGUACUACCACCGCUGCGACCCCGACCACCCCCAUUACAGCAGCUCCGUCAGCGCUAGCGGCUCCAGAGACCUCGGCAGCGACGAGAUAGAACACAUCUACCAGAACACCACGCUCACCAAAGAGGAGAUCCAGGAGCGUCUGAGGAUAAUCGAGUUGUGUGCCAGAGAUCAGCCCUUUGCAGACUUUGUGCGACAGACUCAAAUAAACCUGCCUUCGUCUUUGACUCGUGGAAGGAAGAGGAGUUCGUCUUCUGUCGUCUUGCUGCUGCUGAAGGUGACGAGUCACUGAACCUUUUGGGAGUUUAUUUUCUAAGGACCCUUUCCGCUCUGUUUCAGUGACCCUGAACUGAACUUUGACCUCUGCAAGGUCGCCUGUUCCUCUGACCUUUCCCUUCUCCUCUUGUAAACCCCGUGUUGUUCGUUU
Molecule: messenger RNA, 5406 nt
Organism: Micropterus dolomieu (smallmouth bass)
Lineage: Eukaryota; Metazoa; Chordata; Actinopteri; Centrarchiformes; Centrarchidae
Product: interphotoreceptor matrix proteoglycan 2-like
Exons: 14
Coding region: 1-5271 (1756 amino acids)
Biological process (GO): visual perception
Molecular function (GO): heparin binding; hyaluronic acid binding
Source: RefSeq, a predicted model, not a curated record